AUGCCCAGCCCUGCACCUGUGGUUUCUGCCCUUCAACCGACACUUGCACCUGCACCUAUGGUACCCGCCCCUGAACCUGCACCUGCACCUGCAUCUGUGGUGCCCGCCCCUGCACCUUCACCUGCACCACCUCAUGUGGUGCCAGCACCGGCACCGGCACCAAAGCCUACCGGACCUGUGGUACCUGCUGUUUUCAUAUUUGGGGACUCAACCGUAGAUGUUGGGACAAACAAUUACUUGAAUAAGAGUGGAGCAAAGGCAGAUAUGCCGUAUAAUGGGAUAGACUAUCCAGGAUCUGUCUCAACGGGAAGGUUUAGUAAUGGUUACAACACAGCUGAUUGUUUAGUCAUGUAUAUGGGUUACCCUGAGAGCCCGCCAGCUUUUCUCCACAUUCUUAAUCAGCACGGGACGUAUUUAAGGAGCAUCCAAAACUUCAGUGGCGUUAACUUUGCCUCUGGAGGAUCCGGACUUCUCCACGAUACCGGAAAUCAUUUAUACACAGAGGUUAUUCCCAUGAGGGAUCAGGUCCAACAAUUCAAAACCGUUCACAGCAAUCUCUCAGAAGCAAUGGGUGGAUCUCCGGAUAACAUCAUUAGCAAGUCUUUCUUUCUCAUCAGUGUGGGAAGCAAUGACAUCUUUGAAUAUUUUGCUCUCAACAAGACACAAACCCUGGAAGAGUUCAUUGCCACUUUAAUUGAUAAUUACCGAACUCAUUUAAAGAGUCUUCUAGAUCUUGGGGCAAGAAAAUUUGGCAUAAUUAGUGUGCCAGCAAUUGGGUGCUGUCCACACCAACGUACUUUCAAUGAGAGUGGUGGGUGCAGGGAGGCAUUGAAUCCGUUUGCUCUAGUGUUCUUUGAGGAACUGCAAGUCCUCCUGCUGAAUCUAACCUCAGAGUACCCUGCGAUGGCCUACUCACUUGGAGACACCUAUAAAAUGACAAAUGCUCUACUUCAUAUUUCCGAUCCUCAGCACCAGCUACAACUCCUAGAAGCAUAUGGGUUGAAGGAGAUAGAAGAAGCUUGUUGUGGAAAUGGAACGCUGUACGCAGAAUCUCCAUGCCGAUCAAAUUCCCGGUUAUGUAAGAAUAGACAGAGUUACUUUUUCUGGGACCAGUACCAUCCCACAGAAGCGGCUUCUAGGGUCUUGGCUUAUAUACUUUACGAAGGGACACGGGACUUCGUUGUGCCAAUGAAUUUUGGUCAACUAGCAGAGCAAGAUCAGUAA
Molecule: messenger RNA, 1224 nt
Organism: Juglans regia (Persian walnut)
Lineage: Eukaryota; Viridiplantae; Streptophyta; Magnoliopsida; Fagales; Juglandaceae
Product: GDSL esterase/lipase At5g55050-like
Exons: 5
Coding region: 1-1224 (407 amino acids)
Molecular function (GO): hydrolase activity, acting on ester bonds
Source: RefSeq, a predicted model, not a curated record